Molecule: messenger RNA, 1543 nt
Organism: Populus nigra (black poplar)
Lineage: Eukaryota; Viridiplantae; Streptophyta; Magnoliopsida; Malpighiales; Salicaceae
Product: B3 domain-containing protein Os02g0598200-like
Exons: 3
Coding region: 255-1124 (289 amino acids)
Molecular function (GO): DNA binding
Source: RefSeq, a predicted model, not a curated record
GGAAAGGACGGCCGACAGGAGCAAGCCGAGCACGUAAAAGGAAGUAGCAGCAGUAUAAAUAGUUUCUCAUGGAAGGAAAACUAGCUGUGCAACAAAUAUAUAGAGAGUUUGAAAGAGACUCCUCUGCUCUGUUCGCUUUGGUUCCCUACACUCAUAGAUUCUACUAGCUCAAAAAUCUUGAGGGUUUCCACCUACUUUCUCGUCACUGCCGGAGCAAGAGCCACCACCUUAGAGUUCAGCUGAAGGGAAUAGAGAUGACUAGCAAGGAGGAAGCUUGUCCAAUGUGCACACAGAACUGCUUGAUGACUCACGGGAAUAGGACAAACUCAAGGACUCUUGUUUCCUCUUUCUUCAAAAUCUUGAUUGGUGGUCAGUUUCUUACAGUUUUGUACUUUCCACCCAAAUUCGCUCCAACAGUGUCAUCAUUGAAUGGCCAAGAAACAUUCCUCGAGGAUUCAAGGGGGCAACGAUGGAAAGUAAAAGUAUCCAUUCUGAAUGAUUGCUUUGUUUUACAAGAGGGCUGGAGUGCAUUUGCCUCAGACCAUGGGCUAGAACUUGGAGAUUUUAUAAUUUUCAAUUACAUUGUGGGAUCACACUUUGAAGUCCAUAUCUAUGAUAAGAGUGCAUGUGAAAGGCUAGAUUUUUCUGAGAGAAGAAAUCAAGAGGAAAGGACUGGAAAUAACACUCAAAAUUUUAACACUGAAUAUGGUCAAUGCCUCGCAAAGGAUAAAGGUACAAUGAACGUACAUGGGUCAAGUACCCCUAACCUCGCUGGUGAGGAGAUUUGUCGAGGCCAGAGCAAGUUGAAGAAUGAUGUGUUAAAAGCCAAGAUGGUCGCAAAAAAUACUUCAACUAAUAAAAAAGAGACUAGAGCUGAGAAGAUUGUUUCUAAAGCAGAAUGCGUUGAAGAAUCAAGUGACAUGAUCAAUAGAGAAUUAGGGAAGAAACGUGAAGAUUACGGGGAAACUUUAGUUGACUUGUCUAAAUGGGGAUUGUCGAAAGCCAACUUGGGCAUUGAAGGAAGCAAAAAAACCAGAGCUGGUACUAAGAAAUUGUCUCAUCAUGCUGGUGCCUCCUUUAAAUCCCAAAAAGAAGCUGGCCUGGGUAGCAAAGAGACUAGAUAAAGGGUUAGAAAGUACACGAGAAAAAGGAAUGAUGAUUUUGAUAUGAAGAGCCAGUUGGUAGAUGUUGCUGAUAAAAAUUCAAGUGAGAAACACUGGGCUUAUAAUGUGCUUGAUUCAUUCCAUAUGAUUUGCUCUUUGAUAGCGACCACUGAUGAACCCUAUCUUGUAUGCUUUUCUUUAACCUGACGAGUUCUCCAAAUCUGAUUUUGCACUACAAACUAUUCCCUUGCGAUGUUACCAUAGCCUUAUCAUAAAUGCUGUUAUGCUGCCAGUGCUGGUUUGUCGAUGCUUUUAAGGAGCUGUUUCUGAAUUUUGUCCAGUUGAGGCUACAUCACAAGAUGUUGCCAUUGCAGAAUGUACUUUCUCGAUCCGAAGUACGUUGUUAUAUUUAAUUAUAGAAGGCUGCACGAUUUAUUUGA